AUGGACUUCAAUACAAGCUCCUACGCUAGAAGCAAAUCUCGCCGAUCGCACACUAAAUCUCGCCUUGGGUGUGGGAACUGCAAGAGAAGGCGAAUCAAGUGCGAUGAAACUGGGCCUGAAUGUAUCAAUUGCGUACGCCAUUCGAUCAAAUGCAACUAUGGUCAAUCCUCGCGGCGAGUCACUCCCACAGGGCCAGGACAAAACGCCGUCGUGUUGCCUCGUGAUCCCAACGAGCAGACGACAAAGGGAUAUGCAUUCAUAUCCUCAUCCCAGUCAGCCUUUGCCGUUCCAAAACGGGCUCAUCGUGAGGCUGCAGUCUCGCCGUCGCAGCCGUCUCCAUCAUCUGAAUCUGAGAGCACGGUGGCUCGAAGUACAUUUCAGUUUACAGCAAGUGAUAUGGUUCUAUUUCAUCACUGCCUUUCAGCGGAAGACCUCAAAGGCCAUAUACCAGACCAGCUUAUUCGGCUUGGAUUCUCUGUUCACUAUGUGUUGCACUUGCUUCUGGCGGUCUCUGCAUUUUAUCUCAAGCGAACGUCGGAAAAUAAUAGAAUGCACUGCCUUCUACAACCGGAUUUUAAUUGUGGCGUUGAGGCCGAACGCCAUCUCAGCACUGCCAUUGCACAGGUUGCAGCUACAGACCCGCACAUGGACCAAGGCAACAGUCACACACUUUACAUCGCUUCCCUGUUUAUCUUCAUCUGCUCGCUUGCCAGAGGGCCUCAGCCCAGCGAGUACUUGGCGUUCCGCGAUGACAACGACACACCUACACUAUGUCUUUUCAAUGGUAUGCGAUCGAUCUUAGAGGCCAGUAAGAAUUCUGGUAUUUCUUCGGGUAUCUCAGAAGUGCAUGCCCCUGAGAUGCAAGAGCUAUCCCCGCAGCAAGCGCGAGAGUCGGAACAGAUCCAGAACCUCCCAUCUCACGAGAUCAUCAACUACAAUAUUGGCGCCUCAAGUCAAUAUUCACAGCCACUAAGCAACCUCCGAAUCCUGAUAUUGAACACAUUCCACCCAACCGACCCCCGCCAUUCGGCUUACUGUGAUGUAUUUGAGCUGCUUCGGUCACGAUAUGAUUCCAUACUCGGUCCUGUUCCUAUUGCUGGCCCUGAGCUGUGGCCUCAGAUAUUUAGUUGGCUAUAUCUGCUGCCGGAUGUCGCUGCACAUGAUAUGCAACAAAAGCAUCCUAUAGCAUUAUUGCUGUUUUCCUAUUUUGCGGUAUUGCUUAAUGAGCUUGAUUCAGUUUGGUUUAUUCGAGGGUGGCCUUCACAUAUUGUGAAAGCGGUGCACACAAGGUUGGGCGAGUACCACCGGCCAUUUCUUCUUUGGCCAAUGAAUGAGCUUGGCUUGAUUUGA
Penicillium mononematosum is the source of this 1350-nucleotide messenger RNA. RefSeq names its product Zn(II)2Cys6 transcription factor domain-containing protein. The coding region runs from base 1 to 1350 and encodes 449 amino acids. The record is from RefSeq and is a predicted model, not a curated record. Gene Ontology annotation, molecular function: DNA-binding transcription factor activity, RNA polymerase II-specific; zinc ion binding. Lineage: Eukaryota; Fungi; Ascomycota; Eurotiomycetes; Eurotiales; Aspergillaceae. Gene Ontology annotation, biological process: regulation of transcription by RNA polymerase II. The transcript is spliced from 2 exons.